This is a messenger RNA of Oncorhynchus keta (chum salmon), 2421 nucleotides long. It is a transcript of the gene or42a4, whose product is annotated as odorant receptor, family 42, subfamily A, member 4. Bases 66 to 1055 code for a protein of 329 amino acids. Gene Ontology annotation, molecular function: G protein-coupled receptor activity; olfactory receptor activity. Gene Ontology annotation, cellular component: membrane. The record is from RefSeq and is a predicted model, not a curated record. NCBI's taxonomy places the organism in Eukaryota, Metazoa, Chordata, Actinopteri, Salmoniformes, Salmonidae. The transcript has 7 exons. Gene Ontology annotation, biological process: G protein-coupled receptor signaling pathway.
GGUCCACCUUAUCACCUGAGGAGAUUAUCACCAGCCAGAGGGAGACGUUAACACCUCCAGUCAGGAUGAGUUCCCUGACCUCUGACCCUAACCAGACAGACGUCAACACCAUCAUCCGACCCCCUUACUUCUUCAUCAGUGGUUUCAGAGCCAUCCCCCACAUGAAAUACUACUACAUCUUCCUCUGUUUUGUUUACAUCAUCUCUCUGGUGGGCAAUACCUUCGUCAUGACUGGCAUCUACGUGGACCGCAGUCUCCACAGCCCCAAGUACAUCGCUGUGUUCAACCUGGCCUUCACAGACGUGUGUGAAAGCACGGCCCUGGUUCCCAAGCUGCUGGACAUGUUUCUGUUCAGCAGACAGCUCAUCUCCUACGACCAGUGUCUCACGAGCCUCUUCUUCGUCUUCCUCUUCAUCACCAUGCAGUCCUUCAACCUCACCAUCCUCUCCUAUGACAGACUGGUGGCCAUCUGCUAUCCGCUCAGGUACCACAUGAUGAUCACUCACAGGUCCAUGCUCCAGCUGACGGGGGCCGCCUGGGCGUUUGCUGUGUUGAUGGUGUUGAUCUCUGUGUGUCUCAUCACCCGGCUCUCUUUCUGUAGGUCUCUGGUGAUCAACAGCUACUUCUGUGACCACGGUCCUCUGUUCCGUCUGGCGGUCCCCUGUUCUAAUGUGGUCCCCAAUCAGAUGAUGGCGUAUCUCAACCCCUGUAUAGUUCUCUAUCUCCCCAUGGUCUUCAUCAUAUCAUCAUACAUCUGUAUAACGCACGCCCUGUUCACCAUCACACUGCCCCAGGACAGACUCAGAGCCAUUAAGACAUGUACCUCACACCUAAUACUGGUGGCCAUAUUCUACCUGCCUGUUAUUUUAACAUACCUCCUCCAAUCCCUCAUACCAACCAACGCCCGGAUCAUCAACCUCUCCCUGACCUCCAUACUGCCACCAAUGCUCAAUCCCAUCGUAUACGUUCUGAAGACGGAGGAGUUUAAGGUAUCAGCCAAGAAGAUGCUCAGAAGAGGGGCCCAAAGAGCUGUGACGCAGGUCAAACCAACGUGAAGUUCUUGAAUUUUUUCUCUUAAAAAUAAUAUAUUUACAGUGCGUUCUGAAAGUAUUCACACCUAACAGCCAUUUUCAAGUCUUGGCAUAGAUUUUCAAGCCAAUUUAAGUUUAAACUGUAACUAAGCCACUCAGGAACAUUCAAUGUCAUCUUGAUAAGCAACACCAGUGUAUAUUUGAUAUUGUGUUUUAUGGAUAUUGUCCAGCUGAAAGGUGAAUUUGUCUCCCAGUGUCUGUUGGAAGUCAGACUGAAGCAGGAUUCCCUCUAGUAUUUUGCUUGUGCUUAGUUCUAUUCCGUUUCUUCUUUAUCCUAAAAACUCUCUAGUCCUUGGCGAUGACAAGCAUACCCAUAACAUGUUGCAGCCACCACCAUGUUGGAAAUAGGAAGAGUGGUGUGUUGGAUUUGCCUCAACCAUAAUGCUUUGUAUUCAGGACAUAAAGGACAUAAAGUUAAUUUCUUUGCCACUUUUUUAGCAGUUUUACUUUAGUGCCUUAUUGAAAACAGGAUGCAUGUUUGGGUAUAUUUGAAUUCUGUACUUCCUUCUUUUCUCUCUGUCAUUUAGGUUGUAUUGUGGUGUAACUACACAGGUUUUUAUCCAUCCUCAGUUGUCUCCUAUCACAGCUAUUAAACUCUUAACUGUUUUAAAGUCACCGUUGGCCUCAUGGUGAAAUCCCUGAGCAGUUUCCUUCCUCCCCGACAACUGAGUUAGGAAGAACAGCUGUAUCUUUGAAAACCUCCCUGGUCUUAGUGGUUAAAUCUGUGUUUGAAAUGCACUGCUCGACUGACGAACCUUACCGUGUCGGUAGAGAGAUUUGGUAUUACUGUAUCUCCACGUUGAAAGUUCAAAUUGGGCACGCUAUUUAUCCAAAAGUGAAAAUGCUGUACCCUGUACCUUAAGAUUUAACAUUUUCCCUACCGAUCAACAAAUAGGUGGUCUUCUUUGCGAGGCAUUGGAAGACCUCCGUGGUCUUCGUGAUUGAAUCUGUGAUUGAAAAUCACUGCUCAACUGAGGAACCUUUCAGAUAAUUGUAUGUGUAAGAUACAAAGGUUAAGUAGGCAUUCAAAAAUAAUUUUAAACAUUAUUAUUUGGACUUGCCAUUAUAAAGGAGUUGAAUACUUAUUUAACUCAAGACAUUUCAGCUUUUGAUUUUGAAUUCAUUUGCAAACAUUUCUAGAAACAUUGACAUUAUGGGGUAUUGUGCGGAGGCCAGUGACCCAAACCUCUGAAUGGAAUCCAUUUUAAAUUCAGGCUGUAACACAACAACAUGUGUGGUAAUUCAAGAGGUGUGAAUACAUUCUGAAGGCUCAGUAUAUUAUGUCUAUAAGCCUUUAUAGCCAUUCAAUAAAUAACAUAUAUCAGUGUGA